Mastomys coucha (southern multimammate mouse) is the source of this 2706-nucleotide messenger RNA. RefSeq names its product ubiquinol-cytochrome-c reductase complex assembly factor 1. The coding region runs from base 347 to 1246 and encodes 299 amino acids. The record is from RefSeq and is a predicted model, not a curated record. Gene Ontology annotation, biological process: mitochondrial respiratory chain complex III assembly. The transcript is spliced from 10 exons. Gene Ontology annotation, cellular component: mitochondrion. Lineage: Eukaryota; Metazoa; Chordata; Mammalia; Rodentia; Muridae.
GGGACAUCUGAGCCUUGUGGUCUCCUGGGGGUGGAGUCAGGAAAGGAAUGGCUGUUAGGGGUUAACCGAAGGAUGCGAGGGGUGUGAGAGGCCAGGUCGGGGGUGUGCAGAGGAAGAACGUGAGCCCUUGUGACGCGCAGCAGGGACUUAAGACCGGCGACGAGGCUCCCGUCCUGAAACCACAUUCAGAUCCACCGCAGGAAAAUCGCGGGUGCGCAGUGCUACAACUACGCCUGCGCCGCCGCCAGAGCCCGACUACCUUUAGCAAGGAGACAGAGGCUGAGUGGGUGGUGACGAUCGGGAUUCCGGAAGCCCACCUUUCACCCGGAAAUGAUUGCGGAGGAACAUGGCGUUGCUGGUGCGAGUCCUUAGGAACCAGACUAGCAUCUCCCAAUGGGUUCCAGUAUGCAGUCAACUGGUAUCAGUGUCUCCUACCCAACGACAGUGGAGCAAGACUCUGUCCAGCACUUCCCAGUGGCUCCACAAGAACCGGGCUGGAAUGUGUGGGGGAUCAGAACAGAGUGCUGGAAUGGACACACCACAGAGGAGGAAAUACCACAACACAAGUAAGCUUCCUAAUACCCAAGAUCCCCCACAGCCUGUGGAGGAGAAGGUCGGUCCCUUCACGAAGAUGAUAGAAGCCAUGGGAUUCACCGGACCUUUGAAAUACAGUAAAUGGAAGAUCAAGAUCGCGGCCCUCCGCAUGUACACCAGCUGUGUGGAGAAAACUGACUUCGAGGAAUUUUUUCUGAGGUGUCAGAUGCCUGAUACAUUCAACUCCUGGUUUCUUAUAACCUUGCUUCACGUCUGGAUGUGUCUAGUGCGAAUGAAGCAGGAAGGCCGGACUGGAAAGUACAUGUGCCGGAUCAUAGUUCAUUUCAUGUGGGAAGAUGUGGAGCAGCGAGGCCGAGUCAUGGGGGUUAAUUCCUAUAUCCUAAAGAAGAACAUGGCCCUCAUGACAAACAAUUUCUAUGCAGCAAUCUUGGGAUACGAUGAGGGGAUCCUUUCAGACGACCAUGGCCUGGCUGCUGCGCUCUGGAGAACCUUCUUCAACCAGAAAUGCGAAGACCCUCGACAGCUAGAAUUGCUGGUGGAGUAUGUGAGGAAACAGAUGCAAUACCUGGAUUCCAUGAAUGGUGAGGAUUUGCUGCUGACAGGGGAAGUGAGAUGGCGCCCUCUGGUGGAGAAGAACCCACAGAGCAUCUUGAAGCCCCAUGCUCCUACUUACAAUGAUGAGGGUCUUUGAGAGGCUGGUCCCUCGCCUGACGGACAGCUGGCUGGCUGGCUUUGAGGAACCUCCAUGGAAGAAGUGCCUGUUGGCCUCAGGACCCUGAAGAAGGUGUCCUGAAGUGACUUUUGAACAGUAUCUCUUGAAUACUCUGCCCAUUCGUGUUGAGUUCUUCCUGAGGCCAGGAGUCUGAUCUGGUAGGAGUACUGCUGGGAGGUCCUCUUGCUCUUCUGACAUGUUCCCUCCCUCAAGAGAAGCCUCCAGCACACUUCCCCAGUCCCCUCAGCAGGAUGGCUAGGUUAGGAAGGGGGUGCCCUCACCUAGGCCCCUGGGCCUCGAGCAGUUGAUAAUGUUCCUAAGUCAAGGCAGGUAACCAUAUACUGUUCCCCCUCUGUGAGCCAUGGGGUUCAAGUAGCCAUUAAAAAGAGAGACUUAUUUCUGCCAUGUUUUUUCUUUGUUCCAAGGUCUUUUAGAAACAUAGUUAAAGCCCGGUGUAGUGAUGCAUGUCUUUAAUCCAAGUAUUUGGGAGGCAGAGGCAGGUGAGUCUAUGAGUCCGAGGCCUGCCUGGUCUACAGAGUGAAUUUCAGGGUAGCCAGAGUUACACAGAGAAACCCUGUCUUGAAAAACCAAGAGAAAAGAAAAGUGUAGGUGAGACUGCAUUUUUCCAAGCUCAGGAAAUAACUCCAGCUCAGUUAGAGGCAGCAGGAGGAGGAGAGGAGGUCAGAGGCUCUCUGUUGCUACCCCCGACUCCAGGUCACAGAGAGGAGUCACUGUCUGGGCAAGGCACAGUCUGCCAGACACGUUCUCUGGGAUCCAGGAGGUCUCUGAGGACCAAGGGGCUUGUCACAUCCUAAGUCAUUUAGAAAGAACAAAAGUCCCUUUGUCACCCACAGUGAACUGGGGAAGGAACACACUCUCUCUCCUCACUUGGCCUCCCUUUACCUAAGAUACCAUGGCGCGUUGGUACCAUCCCAAGCCGCAGCCCAGUGUCUACCCCCUCCCCAACUUCUAAGCAUGUGCUGUAAUGAGAACUCGAGGGGCCUUUUCUCUCUGGGCACUUGAGGGGUCUGUUCUCUCUUCCCUGAGAGUUUGGGCCAUCUCUUGGAAGGUUUUCUGAAAUUGAGGAAAGGGGGUGGGGACCGUCUCACCUCUCCCUUCCCCCACCCAGCUUCCUUCAUUGAACUUGCUAUAAAAUGAGUCAUAUGAAGAAACCCUAUACUGUGAGGUAUGCGCAACUUGUGUGAAAACAUUACAAAUCACGCCGCCUUCUCAGUUUAUUUAAGAUGCUUUUGUUGCAAGCGGGGCUCUGGAGUGAGGCGUCCUCUGUGAGUAUGAGAUAAUAGCACCUUGUAACUCAUUACAUCUGGGCACUAUUUACAUAAACCAGAGGCGAGCCAGGCAGGGAUUUGCUGAUUAAUUUAUUUUUAAUGGACUGAAGUAUGCCAUGCACCAAAAUAAACUUUACUGUGUGUACCUAA